AUGUCGACUCCUACGACCAAAACGCCGACGGUGGUCCGAAGCCAUUCAACCUCAUCUCGUCCCUCACGAGCACCAUCCGAUCUUCCCCAUCGAACACGGAGUGUGGCGGUCCGACCAUCAACCACAUCCCAGCCUCCUCCAACCCACUUGUCACAUUCCAAAACCCCCUCACACGAUAGGCGCCCUCCAUCAAAUCACGCUCCACUUGAAAGUGUCGCCCGCCGCGAUUUCGAAGCGUCCAAUGUUGCGCGGAUGCCCUCUCGUCGUGAGGCGUCAUCGGAACGAUCCCAGGAACGCCCCUCAACCGCUCGCACCGAAACUACCCGAAGGCACCAAAGAAACCCCUCAGCGGGAGGACGUCAAAGAGACAGCGUCGAUAUGACACCGAGCUCGACCGCACAAGAGCCUGCGCAAAAUGCGACCGGAACAAAUGCCCCCGCGGCGGCAGCUGCGCCUAGACGACGGACUACGAUCACGACGCCAACGGGUCAGUGGGCCUUGGGCAAAACGAUAGGCGCUGGAAGUAUGGGCAAAGUAAAAUUGGCGAAGAAUACAGAGACUGGAGAACAGGUUGCCGUUAAAAUCGUACCACGACUCUCGACUGAAGAACAUCGCACCACCCGGGAGACAGAAAGAGCAGACCGCUCCAAGGAGAUUCGGACAGCUCGAGAAGCCGCUAUCGUCAGCCUGGUGAAUCACCCGUACAUCUGCGGGAUGAGGGAUGUCGUCCGGACAUCCUACCAUUGGUAUAUGCUUUUCGAAUAUGUCAACGGUGGACAGAUGUUGGACUAUAUCAUCUCCCAUGGCAAACUCAAGGAAAAGCAGGCCCGCAAAUUCGCACGUCAAAUCGCCAGCGCAUUGGAUUACUGCCAUCGCAACAGCAUCGUGCAUCGCGAUCUGAAGAUUGAGAACAUUCUGAUCAGCAAGACUGGUGAUAUCAAAAUCAUUGAUUUCGGUUUAAGCAACCUGUUCUCACCAAGAAGCCUCUUGAAGACUUUUUGUGGCAGUCUUUACUUCGCUGCGCCGGAGUUGCUUCAGGCCAGACAAUACACGGGGCCCGAAGUUGACGUAUGGAGUUUCGGAAUUGUUCUUUACGUCUUGGUUUGCGGAAAGGUACCCUUCGAUGACCAGAGCAUGCCUCAGCUGCAUGCGAAAAUCAAGAAAGGUGUUGUGGAGUAUCCUCCAGGUCUCACUGCCGAAUGCCGCCACAUCAUAUCACGCAUGUUGGUUACUGAUCCCAAGCAGCGCGCCAGCUUGGCCGAAAUCAUGAGCCAUCCCUGGAUGAACAAGGGCUUCAGCAGUCCUCCAGAGAAUUACCUUCCUCAGCGCGAGCCUUUGCAGAUGCCACUGGACCAAGAAGUAAUCGAAAAAAUGACUGGCUUUGACUUCGGGCCGCCAGAAUACAUCACAGCACAACUGACAAAAGUCCUGGAGUCUGAGGAUUACCAGCAUGCUAUUCGUCUAAACUUCCGCGAGCAACAACCUGUUUCCAAUCACCCAGAGCGCAAGCGUGGAGUGUUCGAUUUCUACAAAAGGCGCAACUCUGCAGCCAGUCGUGAUACUCUUUCUGCGCCUUCGGCCGAGGCUGUGCAGCUGGGCAAUGAUCCCUUGAAUGCUUACAGUCCUUUGGUCUCUACAUACCAUCUUGUCAAAGAAAAGAUUGACCGGGAACGGUCUGAAGCGCGUCCCGGAGCCCUUGGCCUGCGCCAGACCCCUAGUGAAAUUCACGUGCCCGAUCUGCGGCCCCCGGAAGCCGCCCAUACUAACCAGUACCAGUUGGCAGGAGACAAAGAUACAGGGCGACGAUCUCGCCCCCGGGCCCGCACCCACGGCGAGGAAGAUGUCGCAGAAGGAAUGGGAACACUCCAUUCUUCGUCGCCAUCUGCUCACGCAGUUCCGACUUCACACAUGGACACGCCUGCCAAGAAAGAAAGUACCGCCGCUGGACUCUUGAGGCGGUUCAGUACUCGCAGGACCAAAGACCGCAGCCGCGAUGUCGAGCGCGAACGGACCAGCACACCGAAUACACCCACACUCAAUGUCCAACCUCCUGCCGAUUCAGCGUCUCCUAUACACCGUGGUUUCAGUGUCAGGAGAACCCGACGAGCAGAGCCUUCUCCGGUUGGCACCUCUUCUAAUGACAGUCGACCACAGCAGGAUCUGUUGGCGGCGCCCGGCUCGGUUGAUCGCACAGCUAGAUCUAACAAGUUCUUGGAGAGGUCCACCAGUGUCAACUCGGCUGACUACCGACCCCGGAGAACUGCACGGAGGAGUGAUGCCGAUGCACUGGAUGCUUCUGCGGAUCCUCAGGCACCUUCAACCAGUGGCUCUGAUCAAGUCGGUCCCAACAACCAGAAAGAUGCAGCCAUCUCACGGCCCGGUGGCCGUACACACACUGCGCGCACCAUGUCGUUGGGACACGCCAGACGAGAAAGUAUCCAGGCUCGCCGGGCUCGCAGGGAUGCCACUCGAGAAGCCAAUGUCCCUGAAGAGACAGAUGCAGACAUCUCAGGCGCAGGUACCGCCCUGGAGAGCGCCAAUGAAGGAGAAGACUUAUCCAAACCGGUUUUCCUGAAGGGACUUUUCAGUGUUUCAACCACCAGCAGCAAGCCAUUGCCUGUUAUUCGGGCCGACAUCAUUCGCGUCCUCCGACAGCUUGCUGUAAACUAUGAGGAGAUCAAGGGUGGCUUCAGCUGUCGCCAUGCCCCUAGCAUUGACCUUGACAAGGUAGUUGAUGUUGCUCCUCCCAGCCCCGAGCGGCAAGGACAAAUGUCCGGACACCGCCGUCGCAUCAGCUUCGGUGGCUUGCUCAACCAUGAUGACAGCCGAGACGACAGCCGCACUGGAUCUUCCAAACUUCGUCGUGCCCAAGCCGCGCCGGAUCGCAGCUUCACAACGAACUCGGACGCCUCUGAGGAUUACGUUGCACGGGAACAUGGUGCUGUCGGCGAGCGUGUCGUCGGUGAGACCACCACUCGUGUGCAGAGUGACACUGGUGAAAACCUAGUUCUCAGGUUUGAAAUCUUGAUCGUGAAGGUCCCAUUGUUUUCACUACAUGGAAUUCAGUUCAAGAAGGUAUCAGGCGGCAUGUGGCAGUAUCGAGAGAUGGCGAAGAAGAUUCUCGACGCUUUGAGGCUGUGA
Molecule: messenger RNA, 3141 nt
Organism: Penicillium soppii
Lineage: Eukaryota; Fungi; Ascomycota; Eurotiomycetes; Eurotiales; Aspergillaceae
Gene: kin1
Product: putative serine/threonine protein kinase Kin1
Exons: 3
Coding region: 1-3141 (1046 amino acids)
Biological process (GO): protein phosphorylation; intracellular signal transduction; microtubule cytoskeleton organization
Cellular component (GO): cytoplasm
Molecular function (GO): tau-protein kinase activity; ATP binding; protein serine/threonine kinase activity
Source: RefSeq, a predicted model, not a curated record